UUUCUCCCAUCGCGUUUGGAAGGACAUGAUGGCGGCUUCCAUGCGACUCGGACGGCAAGGCGUUUUCAUCGCCCUUAGAUUAAUGAAACAAAAUAAAUUGAUUACACAGAAUAAAUUAAUAACGCAGAAUAAAUGUCAGUGGACCUCGAGCUGGAAUGGAAGUGGGUUGAGACACUUAUUUCAGUCGCCGUCAGUAUAUGGUGUGGUUCCUCAGAAUGUUCUGAUGCCAGCACUGUCACCCACAAUGGAGGAGGGAAACAUCAUUAAAUGGCUCAAGAAAGAAGGUGAUGAUGUUGCCGCUGGUGAUGCUCUCUGUGAGAUAGAGACAGAUAAAGCAGUGGUCGUCUUGGAGUCCAAUGAUGAUGGCAUCCUCGCCAAAAUACUUAUGCAGGAGGGCAGCCGUGGGGUGCGUUUGGGAACCCUCAUCGCCCUGAUGGUUGGUGAAAGCGAAGACUGGAAGAAGGUGGAGAUCCCAGCCUUCGAGCCAGCCCCAGCCAUUGCAGGCCCACCCACUGCUGCUGACCCUGCCCCUCCUGUUGCCCCAAUGCCUCCACAUGCAGCUGCGGCUCUCAAACCGUUACGGUUGAGUCCUGCUGCGAGACACAUUUUGGACUCGCAUGGUUUGGAUCCUCAUCUGGCAAAAGCCACUGGCCCAAGAGGACUCGUAACUAAAGAAGAUGCUCUGAAUCUGUUGAAUCAGGCUGAUAAAGGUCGAUCAGCACCUCCUGCUGCAGUCACAGCUGCUCCACCUUCACCUGCUGCCCCGACCACUGGCCGCCCCACUUACCCACCCAUUUCUGUACCAGGGAAACCUGGAGCUCCGGGCACGUUCAUAGAGAUCCCGGCCUCUAACGUGAGGAGAGUGAUUGCUCAAAGACUGACACAGUCUAAGAGCACAAUCCCUCAUGCGUACGCUUCAGUAGACUGUGACCUCGCAACUGUCAUGAAGAUACGCAAAGAACUGGCCAAAGAGAACAUCAAGGUUUCAGUCAAUGAUUUCAUCAUCAAAGCUGCCGCUGUCACACUCAGGGAAAUGCCAGAGGUGAACGUGAUAUGGUCUGCCAAGGGUCCACAGGCUCUUGACUCUAUCCACAUCUCUAUCGCCGUGGCAACAGAGCGCGGCCUCAUCACUCCCAUCAUCAAAGAUGCUGCUAACAAAGGCCUGCAGGAGAUCGCUGCCACCGCAAAGGCUCUAGCGCAGAAAGCACGAGAUGGCAAACUGUUACCAGAAGAAUAUCAGGGAGGUUCAUUCAGUAUCUCUAACCUGGGGAUGUUUGGAAUCCGUGGAUUCAGUGCAGUGAUAAAUCCUCCUCAAGCGUGCAUCUUAGCGGUGGGGAGCACCAGGGCAGAACUGAGGUUGGCACCCCAGAACCUGGAUGGCUCGGACCCUGUUCUUUGCACUCAACAGCUAAUGACUGUGACCUUGUCUAGUGAUGGACGUCUAGUGGAUGACGAACUUGCUUCACGCUUUCUGGAAAAAUUUCGCUCAAACCUGGAGCAGCCUCAGCGUAUGAGUCUUGCAUAAAUAGGAAUACAGCAGCAGAAAGAAUGUUGGGAUUGAAUACGCAAUGGUAUUGUGGGGAUUCUCUUCUAGAUCACCCGAGUAAAAUGUUGCUAUUUAUUCAUUUUGAUGUACAUAAAUAUCUAUAGGUAUUCCAGUACAGAGAAUCUUUAUCAGUUCCAAACCCUAGGUCAGUGAAUAACCUUGUUUGUAGUUCCAUUAAAAGAAUGGAAAGUUAUCAUUAUUUGUACAUGUUUCUUCAAAAUUGGGGCAAUAUUGUUUGGUGAAUGGAAUCCUCUGGUAAACAGCUUCACUGUUUAAGCACUUUUAAAAUAAAAAUAUCUAUCAUCUAUUACAAGUAUAAGCAGAUAUAUCCACAGCCAUCAGAUUACCUGCUGUUUGCUUUUCCAAAUAAUCCAAUACAUGAAUGUUUUCUGCUGUACUGAUGAUUUUCCCCUUCACCUAACGGAUUUAUGAGAAGUGUUUGUUCGUAAGUAAAUAUUGUAUCAUAAUAUAGCUGCAAGCGGGCCAAGCCCAAAUAGGGCAAAAAGUGUCCUACACUAAGUCCACAAUGACUUUUGAAUUGUCCCAAGCAGGGCUCCAUUCAUUAGUCUAGAAAAUUUCAAUUACCAUAGGGCCGUUAUCAGAGAAAGCAAAAAUGUUUUUUUAGACUAAACGGUUAUUUAUUUAAACGAAAGUUAUUUGCAACAGUAAAGUGGAUUUUUGAACUGGUGGUGGCGCUAUGGAUUUUGGCUUAGACACCUCAAACCUGAUCUGGGGGCCAUUCAUAACAACUAUCAGUGUGCCAAAUAUGAUCAUUUUCCUAUGUACGCUCCAGAUUGUUUGCCUUAAACUCCCAUUGGGGAGAAAAAGGAGGAAGAAGAAUAAGAAUACCUGCAAGCCGAAAAGAUCAGGGAUAACCCCUGCAACUAUUCAGUAAGCACAACACAAUGACCUUCCGGACAAUAGCAAUUCAACUAUAACACUGGUCUAGGUGGGGAUCGAACCCAAGACUUUUGUAACUAAAGCCCAGAACUCACAGCUGACACAGGUCAAACAUGGUAUAGAGUCAGCAUACAAGUAUAGGUUAUCUUUUGAACUAUAGGUGGCGCUGUCUCAAAACUAUUCAAGUAUCCCCAGGACAUGAUGUUGAUUUUCUUUUAAAUCUGACAAUGCACUCUCAUAAGAUAUAUAUAUUUGUAAUAAAAUUCAAUAUGGCGUAGAGGCAUUAUGGCCCAUGGAAUCCAUAGACUCCAUAGAAUAAGAGAAUUAACAGAUACAGAUGAAAGAUAGACAGAAUUGAUUUUAAAAAUGAACAUUAACCAAGAUGAGUUAAUGCUGUAAAAGAGUUGUUCAUUGUUAGUUCCUGUCAACUAAUGUUAACACUUUAAUUCAUUAAUACUUGGACACGUCUAAUUUUCUGACUGCUCCAUGUCAUAAAGUACUCUUUAUUGUUAGUGAUAGGCAUGCACACAUUAUGUGUUAUUACCAAAUAAGUUAUAUUUCUGUUAAAUGAUUAAUUUACUUUUCUAUUUAAUAUACUGUACUUUACAUGUAGCUAUCCAGCUAAUCACAUGAGGCUAGGUUUUUCUUUUUUAAAUAUGUCAUCACAAGCACGUCAUUGGAAAGUGUAAGACAUUUCCUUGAACACUUCCUGCAUCUUUCUAGUCAGUUUUUUUGCAAUUAACAUUUUUAUUGAUUCAAAUAGCUGACAAAGAAAAAAAAAUAUAUGCAAUGAAUCAACAUUUAACACCCUCUACUACCCCUCCCCAAUCACCAACCCCACCCCGACCCCCAUUGAACGUCCUCGUUCACACACAAGUACACACACACACACACACAAAAUCAAAUAAUAAUAAACUAAAAAUAUAUAUAUAAUAUUCAUACACAUCUAAAAUGAUGCCUCUCUCUCCACAGCCCCUCCCUUCCUUAGAGUCCCCCAAAAACCCCAAUAAUUGCCCUAUUUCCCAUCAAAUGAACCCCAGUCCCCCAGCCUUCUAUAUGACACCUCCUCGAAAGCAGCCACCCUCCCAUCUCCACGCACCACUCUGGAAAUGAUGGUGCUCCAGCUGACUUAAAACUAUCUGUCUGCCUGCCUGUCAUAACACUGGUCAGAAUCCUGUUUUGAAAACCUAUUUUGAUGACCGCCUCAUCGCCUAAAAUAUGGAGUCUGGGGCUAAACGAAACCCGAGUGCCCAACACGUCACUCACAAAACUCUGAACCUUCAACCAAAAUUCGUGGCUUUUACCACACCACCAAUAAACAUGGUUUGUGUCUCCAUCUUCUGAUUGGCAUCGCCACCAGGUGGGUGUGCAUUUAAAACCAAGCCUAUACAAUCUAGAGGGGGUUCUCAAAUCCUAUAAACUUGAAUAUCCUUACAUUUCAAUCGUUAUCCUUAGAGUUUAAACAUUGCCUUACUUGAACAUUUAUUUAACAAUUAUCAUAAUGAACCUUGAUAAGCUGUAUGUAUACAAUAUAUAAUGCCAUUAAUUGACCUAAUGGCAUUGUCCCGAAGGAUAUCCACUGUUUUCUGUGACAGCACAUGUAUUGCAGCUGAAUGUGUACAAAGUACUGAUGACUGAAACACUUUGCUGUGGUUCAUUGAAACAGGAUGCUGGUCAGCUUGCACCUUCACAUGCUGUUCCGUUUGUCAUUUAUUUUAAAGAGGGUGUGACAUUUAAAAACAUUCACCAAAACGGUACUUAAAAUGUUCAAAUCAUGUUGUAAAAAGCACAACAUGAGAAUAUAUUAUUUUCCACUAAUUCAUAUAUUAAUUACUUUUGAAAACUUUGCAUCCCAUCUAUAUGGAUUAAUACUAGACAAAAACACUCAUUUGCGAUAAAACAUUUUUUAAAACGAUUUAAUUGGAAGUUGUUCGUGUUUUAGUGUAAUCUUGCAGGAAACUUGCAACCACUUCCUCUCACAGAGAUAACGUGCAGUAUUUCCAGAUCGAAAGUUCACAGUGUAUCUUAAUUCAGUUUAAUACUACUACAAACACACACAACAAUUGUUAACCUUCUGAGAACCUUCUGUGCAUUUUCCAUUUCACUUUUUGAUUUGUUACUAGUAGCGCCUCAUAAACAAAAACAUGUUUUUUCCAGAGCAAAUAGUUUUCUUAAAAAUUGAGAUCCACAAAUGUGGACAUUUUAAAUACUACCAAGUUAUAGAAAGUCAGUAGUGUUGGUUAUUCACGUUUUUGAGACAUUUUUGACAUUACAGCUGAUUUUCUGUGAAGGUGAAUAAGUUUUAGGGGCAGUGGUGGCUCAGUGGUUGAGGCUCAAGAUUACUGACCAGAAGGUCAGGGGUUCAAGCCCCAGCACCACCAAGAUGCCACUGUUGGGCCCUUGAGCAAGGCACUUAACUCCAGGUUGCUCCGGGGGGAUUGUCCCUGUAAUAAGUGCACUGUAAGUCGCUUUGGAUAAAAGCGUCUGCCAAAUGCAUAAAUGUAAAUGUAAAUGUAAAUGUUUUACAUAUCCUGCAUCAUCUAAUCACUGCCAACCAUGUUAAAAUUAAAUGUUGCAUU
Molecule: messenger RNA, 5025 nt
Organism: Xyrauchen texanus (razorback sucker)
Lineage: Eukaryota; Metazoa; Chordata; Actinopteri; Cypriniformes; Catostomidae
Gene: pdhx
Product: pyruvate dehydrogenase complex component X
Exons: 11
Coding region: 26-1525 (499 amino acids)
Biological process (GO): pyruvate decarboxylation to acetyl-CoA
Cellular component (GO): pyruvate dehydrogenase complex; mitochondrion
Molecular function (GO): acyltransferase activity
Source: RefSeq, a predicted model, not a curated record